CUUGGAGGACGGUGAUGGUGGAGACUCAAUUGGUGAAUGCGAACCAGUUGUUUUGGGCACCAAGCGGCCCUCAGAUACAAAAUUUGAAGACCCUAUCAUGCCGAAGGUGAAGAAAAGUAUGGACGGGUCAGCUCAGCAUUUGAAGGCCAGCGAUUUCGAUGAUAUCACCAAGGAGAUUCUCACUACUGCAAUCACAAUUUUCCGGUGCCUGGUUGUCACUCGCGCACCAUUUCCAGACUCGAUCCUCAUCGAGACGAAGCUUGCUAAGGAGGCCUGGUGUGAAGCAUGCAGUGCCAAAGGGAUCAAUGUUCGACUAACACCUGGGUUAAUGAAAAUGAUCUUGAAGAGAACUUCUCAUGUCCGUGGUGAGCUAAAGACCAAGAUGCGAUCCCUGACAGGGUCAUUUUUUGGCUUUCGUGCGAAUAACAGUAGGGAAGUGAUUAGGUGCAAUCGUGAUUGUGCAGAAUCUCUCAAGGAGGGUUCACUGUUUGCUUACAAGGACUGGGAGUUGAAGCAGGGAAUCUACAAGACGGACUUGUUACAAAUGGGUGUCAAUCACAUGUGGUUUGCGAACCGCAAUGAUAAGGGCAUCAUUUACCACCAGUACUUCAACCCUUUUCCUGUCAAAACAAUGGCACUCUUGCUGGCGUCUAUUGAAUGUUGCAUUGACGAGUGGGGUACAGGUAUUAAAGAAGAUGUCAAGUUCUCGGCAGCAAAUUAUGCGUCUGUCUACAACACCCAUCUUGACUCCUUGCAGCGCUUUGAGGAACACACGGCCCCCUACAAACUCCUCGAAAAAAUCCGUGUCAAUCUGCAUGAUGCAGCUAGGUUUCAUGCAGGUGUAGACUUCCUCCUCACGUCAUCAACUGGGUCCCGCGUGACUGAGGAAGCAUUCGAUGAUGCUCUUCUGGAGUAUGAGCAGGAGUUGCAGGACAAGGAGGAGGAGGAACGGGACGAGAGGGAUGGGACAGAGGCUCAGGGAGAAUAAGUAAUUCACUACUAUCGAAAUAUAAUGC
Suillus discolor is the source of this 1016-nucleotide messenger RNA. RefSeq lists its product as uncharacterized. Bases 98 to 988 code for a protein of 296 amino acids. Lineage: Eukaryota; Fungi; Basidiomycota; Agaricomycetes; Boletales; Suillaceae. The record is from RefSeq and is a predicted model, not a curated record. The transcript has 5 exons.